Culex quinquefasciatus (southern house mosquito) is the source of this 2631-nucleotide messenger RNA. RefSeq names its product transitional endoplasmic reticulum ATPase TER94 (gene TER94). Gene Ontology annotation, cellular component: cytosol; nucleus; VCP-NPL4-UFD1 AAA ATPase complex. Gene Ontology annotation, biological process: mitotic spindle disassembly; retrograde protein transport, ER to cytosol; autophagosome maturation. Gene Ontology annotation, molecular function: polyubiquitin modification-dependent protein binding; ATP binding; ATP hydrolysis activity. The record is from RefSeq and is a predicted model, not a curated record. NCBI's taxonomy places the organism in Eukaryota, Metazoa, Arthropoda, Insecta, Diptera, Culicidae.
AAAGAGAAAAAGAGUCGCGUCGUCUCCCGUGUCUGCUGCUGGUUGGUUGUCGGAAGGAAAAAGUAACAGUUAGGAAAAAAGGUUUCUCGGCUUUGGGUUGUAAUUUUCGCUUCGAAAGUCGAAACAGGAGUUUCUUUGUCCCCACGCGCGAGAGUUCAUAAGCCGGAUUCAACGAUGGCCGAAGGAAAGAAUGAGGAUUUGGCGACCGCGAUCCUGAAGCGCAAGGACCGCCCGAACCGUCUGAUCGUGGACGAGGCCGUCAACGAUGACAACUCGGUCAUCUCGCUGUCGCAGGCGAAAAUGGACGAGCUGCAGCUGUUCCGCGGCGACACCGUGCUGCUGAAGGGCAAGCGCCGCAAGGAGACGGUCUGCAUCGUGCUGUCCGACGAUGCCUGCCCGGACGAGAAGAUCCGCAUGAACCGCGUGGUGCGCAACAACCUGCGCGUCCGGCUCGGGGACGUCGUCUCGAUUCAGUCCUGCCCGGACGUCAAGUACGGCAAGCGGGUCCACAUCCUGCCGAUCGACGACACGGUCGAGGGACUGACCGGAAAUCUGUUCGACGUGUAUCUGAAGCCGUACUUUUUGGAGGCUUACCGGCCGAUCCACAAGGACGAUACGUUUAUCGUGCGCGGAGGCAUGCGAGCGGUUGAGUUCAAGGUCGUCGGAGCGGAUCCGUCGCCGUUCUGUAUCGUGGCUCCGGACACGGUCAUUCACUGAGGAGAUCCGAUCAAGCGUGAGGAGGAGGAGGAAGCGCUGAACGCGGUCGGUUAUGAUGAUAUUGGAGGUUGCCGCAAGCAGCUGGCCCAGAUCAAGGAGAUGGUUGAGCUGCCACUGCGUCAUCCGUCGCUGUUCAAGGCGAUCGGUGUGAAGCCACCGCGUGGUAUUCUGAUGUACGGACCGCCCGGAACGGGUAAGACGCUGAUUGCGAGGGCCGUGGCCAACGAGACGGGCGCGUUCUUCUUUCUGAUCAACGGUCCGGAGAUUAUGUCCAAGUUGGCCGGUGAGUCGGAAUCGAAUCUGCGUAAGGCGUUCGAAGAGGCGGAGAAGAACUCUCCGGCCAUCAUCUUUAUUGAUGAAAUCGAUGCGAUUGCUCCGAAGCGUGAGAAGACCCACGGAGAGGUCGAGCGUCGUAUUGUGUCCCAGCUGUUGACGCUGAUGGACGGCAUGAAGAAGAGCGCGCACGUGAUCGUGAUGGCCGCCACCAACCGACCCAACUCGAUCGACCCGGCUCUGCGUCGUUUUGGACGGUUCGAUCGUGAGAUUGACAUUGGCAUUCCGGACGCCACCGGACGGUUGGAGGUUCUGCGCAUCCACACCAAGAACAUGAAGCUGGCCGAUGACGUCGAUCUGGAGCAGAUCGCGGCCGAGUCGCACGGUCACGUGGGUGCCGAUUUGGCCUCGCUGUGUUCGGAAGCCGCCUUGCAACAGAUUCGUGAGAAGAUGGACUUGAUUGAUCUGGAGGACGAUCAGAUCGAUGCCGAGGUGCUGAACUCGCUGGCCGUCUCGAUGGAGAACUUCCGUUACGCCAUGACCAAGUCGAGCCCGUCGGCGCUGCGCGAAACCGUCGUGGAAGUCCCGAACACGACCUGGACCGACAUCGGUGGUCUGGAGAAUGUCAAGCGCGAGCUGCAGGAGCUGGUCCAGUAUCCGGUGGAACAUCCGGACAAGUUCUUGAAGUUCGGCAUGCAGCCGUCGCGUGGUGUGCUGUUCUACGGACCGCCCGGAUGCGGUAAGACCCUGCUGGCCAAGGCCAUCGCAAACGAGUGCCAGGCCAACUUUAUCUCCGUCAAGGGACCGGAACUGCUGACGAUGUGGUUCGGUGAGUCCGAAGCCAACGUGCGUGACAUCUUCGACAAGGCCCGUUCGGCCUCCCCUUGCGUGCUGUUCUUUGACGAGCUGGACAGUAUCGCCAAGUCGCGUGGUGGCAACGUCGGAGAUGCCGGCGGUGCGGCCGAUCGUGUCAUCAACCAAAUUCUGACUGAAAUGGACGGCAUGGGCGCCAAGAAGAACGUCUUCAUCAUCGGUGCCACCAACCGACCGGACAUUAUCGAUCCGGCCAUCCUGCGUCCGGGCCGUCUUGAUCAGCUGAUCUACAUUCCGCUGCCGGACGACAAGUCCCGCGAGGCCAUCCUGAAGGCGAACCUGCGCAAGAGCCCCGUCGCCGGUGAUGUCGACCUGACGUACGUCGCCAAGGUCACCCAGGGCUUCUCGGGUGCCGAUCUGACGGAGAUUUGCCAACGUGCCUGCAAGCUGGCCAUCCGUCAGGCGAUCGAGGCCGAAAUCCGCCGCGAGCGUGAACGCACCGAGAACCAGAGCUCGGCCAUGGAUAUGGACGAGGAAGAUCCGGUGCCGGAAAUCACCCGGGCUCACUUCGAGGAGGCGAUGAAGUUUGCGCGCCGUUCCGUGUCGGACAACGACAUCCGCAAGUACGAGAUGUUUGCCCAGACGCUGCAGCAGUCGCGUGGCUUCGGAAACAACUUCAGAUUCCCAGGCGGCCAGGGCGGUUCCAGCUCACAGGGCCAGGGCUCGAACCAGCCCACGAGCAAUCCCGGCGACAACGGGGAUGACGAUCUCUACAGUUAGAUUGCUACCGUAAAAAUCAACAAACAAUAUUCUCUCCAACAACAACAA